UUGGGUUGGAAAGUGUACUCUUCACAAGCUCUUGUGCGUGUUCAUAUCUAUCUAUCUAUCUAUCUAUCUAUCUAUCUAUCUAUCUAUCUAUCUAUCUAUCUAUCCCCCUCCUUUCUGCCCAAAAAUAAUGUUAUGCUAACCCCACCCCCCCUCUCUCUCUCUCUCUUUCGUUUUUAUUUUCUUUCUUUCUUUCUUCCUUUCUUUCUUUCUUUCUUUCUUUCUUUCUAUUCUUUAUCUAUCUAUCUAUCUAUCUAUCUAUCGAUCGAUCGAUUAAGCUAUAUAUAUAUAUAUAUAUCACCUUCUUUUCCUUCUCUCUCUCACUCUCUUUGUCUCAUUCCCUCACUGUCUCUCUCUCUCUAUCGUUCUCGCUCUCUCUCUCUCUCUCUCUCUUUCUUUCUCUCUCUCUCUCUUUCUGACACACACACACACUCUUUCUAUCUGUGUUUAUAUCUCUCUUAUAUUUCCAUACCUCCCUCUUUCUCUAUCUCUCUUUUUCUAUCUCUCUCUGCCCUUUCUCUCUCUCUCUCUCUCUCUCUCUCUCACUCACUCGUUAUCUAUCCUUCUCUCUUUUUUGAUUUCUCUAUCCCGUUCUACUUCUCUGUUCUUUUCUCACUUUGUCUAUUUUUUUCUCUCUCAUUACUUCUUUCUUUUUCUUUAUCUGUUUUCUGUUUCUCUUUCUUUCUCCCUUUUUCUUUUUUCUCCUCUUCAUAUAUUGCUCUCUUCUUCUUCUUCUUCUUCUUCUUCUUCUUCUUCUUCUUCAUAAUCAUCAUCAUAUUCUUCUUCUUCGUUUUCCUCCUCUUCUUCUUCUUCUUCCUUUUCCUCUUCUUCUUCAUCUCUUUCCUCGUCAUCUUCCUCAUCAUCAUCUUCUUCCUCCUCCUUUUCCUCCUCUUCCUCCUCUUCUUCUUCCUCCUCCUUUUCUUCUUCCUCUUCCUUUUCUUCUUCUUCUUCUUCAUCAUAAUCAUCAUCAUAUUCUUCUUCUUCGUUUUCCUCCUCUUCUUCUUCCUUUUCCUCUUCUUCUUCAUCUUCUCUUUCCUCGUCAUCUUCAUCAUCAUCUUCUUCUUCCUCCUCCUUUUCCUCUUCUUCCCCCUCUUCUUCUUCCUCCUCCUUUUCUUCUUCCUCUUCCUUUUCUUCUUCUUCUUCUUCUCUAUCCCACUUAAUCUAUCUUCUUUUAUCUCACCUCUUCCUCUAUUUCUUUCCCUUCCCCGUUCUCCUUCUCGAUAUUUUCCAUUGCUCUCUUUCUCUCUCUCUCUCUCUCUCUCUCUCUCUCAAUCUUUCUUUUUCUUUUCUACCUCUCUUCUACUCAUCUUCGUUUUCUUCUUACAUUCUUUUUCUUCUUCUUCUUCUUCUUCUUCUUCUUCUUCUUCCUCUUCUUCUUCUGCUACUACUACUACUACUACUUCUUGUAUUUUCACUUUUUUAUUUGUUUUCUUUCUUCCUGAAAUUGUUCUUUUUCCUACUCUGACGUUUUUCUUUCAAUCUUUUCUCUUUCCUUUCUCUAUUUCUCUCUUUUAA
Molecule: messenger RNA, 1512 nt
Organism: Acanthosepion pharaonis
Lineage: Eukaryota; Metazoa; Mollusca; Cephalopoda; Sepiida; Sepiidae
Source: the annotation of a GenBank genome assembly